AUGCAAACUCCUGGGACCUUCCUGCCGUACUACGACGUUGCAAGGUUUGGCCUCAACGCGACCAUCAUCCUCGACAAGAUCAUUAGUAAUGCCGCGACCGACGACCUGUUCUCACUCGUAGCCGACUUUGCCCAUCGCUGGUUCUAUGCUGGUGAGUGACUCCCUCAGUACUCCCUCCGGCCUGGGGAAGAAGCUAAGCGCCAGGAUCGGCCUCCGCCCUCCACUCCUCGGCCCUCCUUUGUUCUGUCGGACGAGUCACUGAUCCCGAACCUUUGAAAUUCCCCGUGCAGAGAUGCCAUCAACAUAUGCAAUACAGCUCAAAGUCAUCUUAGGGGUAUUCGCGUUGUGAGUGUCGCAUCGCAUGCUAUCGCCGAUCGGUAUUUGUUCGAGCUGACGAGUGCUAUUGGCGGCAAUCAAUCCGUUCACCGACAGCGAAACGAUGCUCUUCGUCGCCUCGCUACUCGUACGAAUGCGGGUGCCCUCGGGGUUUUGGAUUUUCAGGUGGACAAAUACGCCUGCGGGUGACUAUAUCACACCACACUUUGCAGUGUCAUUGCAGAUCGCGUCCGCUUUCUUCCUCCUGGGUGAGCCGUGCCCGGGAUCACGAAGCACUUGAGCAGGCGGCGCGAAGGUCUAACCCCGUUCUAAGUCCUGUUCCGUCGUGUCGCAUCACAGCUUGUCAAGCAAUGAUGUGGGUAGGGACGCUGCAUGCGAAAGGGCGCUAUGUUGCCCAUUUUACUCUGUGGCAAUUGUUGCCUUUCAUCCCAUCCUACCUCUCGGUAUGGUGCUUGGUAAGUCGAGGAGUGCACACGUUCUGCCCUGAGCACGAAUAGGAGCUGACCGCAUAUGUGUCUUCAGUCGUGGUCUCUUUACGUGGCCCAAAGCGUGUUUGCGCACAGCCAAAGACCCCACUGGAGCACGUCGCCGAGGGUCCUCAACGUCCACUUUUGCGCUCUCUUGGCCGUUAUCCCGAUCGUCAUUGGGCCCAGUGUUUUCGCCGACUCGCAUUACGAGCGCGUGUAUCGCACGACCGAGGGGCUACGACUCAGCGCGUUGGCGUAUGCUCAGACCAAGACCCUCCUCGAACUCAAGCUGCCAUUAUGCUGCGGGCUUCGACACCUACAAUACAGUCCAUUCUCGAUGGAUAUGCGCAUUUCAUCGACCCUUUUGCGCCGUGUGGAUCGUCUGGAUGAUUGGCACCGCCUACAUCUACGUUGUGAGUCCCCUUGGGUUGACACACUGGAAGGCCCCAUGGGGAACUCACAUCAGUACCUCCUCGAUUAGAUCCUCUGCGUCAUCGCCGGUCGCUACUUCGCCUUCUUGCGCGGCGAGUUUCGGAAAGUCGACGAGGAAAAGCUUUCAGAGUCGGACCCAAUUCAUCGAAACUGUGCGAUCCGCAGCGCCUUUUGGAACGCGCUCCUGACGUGCGUCUGCGUCACCGCGAUCGGCACCAUCUUCACCGCGACGACCUUCUUCCUCGUCUUUGCCACGAGGCUCGUGGUCUUGAAUGGGUACGCGUUCAGUAUCGCGGUAAUAUCGAUGAUGUGGACGUUCGCGAUUUGCGGUUUCCCAGCAGGGGUCUUAUCGCUCAUGCGAUCCAUACAAGGCUUGCCGGGCCGACCAAAGGAGGCGCUCUUCGUCUUCAAGGCCAGGAGUCAGACUCGACAGUCCACGAUUCCUAGUGCUAAUCGAGAGGACGGUGUACGAACGGUGCGAGCGGGACCAGAAAUCCAGUGGAGACGAAUGUUGGGUUGACGUCGCAUAUUCCUUGAAGCGGAUGGUCGGAUCGAAGUCGCCGGAUGGACGAUCCAUGAUUCGGAUGAGCUCGAGUCGCCAGGUGAUGAAUUUUGUGCGACGCGUUCUGGGACGCCCAAAUCUCCGUUGGAAAAGAACGGCUCGUUGGGUCCUGCAAGUUUGGGAAGGAGCAGGAGGCACGUCGAGCCUGAGGGUGGUCGUCCCAUCGCCCAUCAAGGAGUCGGAAGAGAACGAGGAUUGAAUCUUACGCAAAUGUACUAG
Microbotryum saponariae is the source of this 2016-nucleotide messenger RNA. Lineage: Eukaryota; Fungi; Basidiomycota; Microbotryomycetes; Microbotryales; Microbotryaceae. The record is from the annotation of a GenBank genome assembly.